AUGCCUUCAAUUCCACCUGUUAUGCAAAAAGUAAUUACGGAUCUCGACAAGAAACUUCAUGAGCCUGGGGCUUUAACUUCCGUAUUGGAGACGAUUGAGAAGAAGACCAGCGUUAAACGUCUGCAUGUGUUUGCAGGUUUUGUUCUCGUCUACUCGCUCUAUUUGCUUUUCGGACACUGGGCUCAAUUGGCAUGCAAUAUAACAGGAUAUCUCUACCCAGCUUAUGUCUCAAUUAAGGCUAUUGAAACCCACACAAAGGAGGAUGACACACAAUGGCUGACCUAUUGGGUCGUUUUUGCACUCCUCAACAUUAUCGAAUUCUUUUCCGACUCAAUUCUCUACUACUUCCCAUUUUACUUUCUUUUGAAGUGCAUCUUCCUCCUUUGGCUCUACAUGCCAUCGACUUUGGGAGCUAUUCUUAUCUACGACCGCCUCAUCCGACCGUUCUGUCUUCAAUAUACGGCUCAUGUCGAGGAGAAACUCAACAGUGCUCGUGAUGGGUUCAAUAAGAAUGUCAAAGAAAACUGAAUUUGUGAGGACGGCACCAUAUACACUUGACUGACUUAUUUUCGAAUCAGUUUUUUUCAAACAAUAUUUUUCAUUUUAUUCAAUUCGACUUAAAAAUAAAUUUGUUUAUAGACCCACAUUUUUGACCUCUAGCAUUUAAUUUGGGUUGAUCUUUAUUUUUUGUUAUUUUUCUGGAUUUUUGCUAUUUUUUAAAUUACCAACCCAAAUGAGGAAAAGUUUGCUUUUUUUAAUUUUUUUUUUGGAAAUCGGACCUCUCUAUAUAAGGUACACCGUAUAUUGGCUACGUCCUCUAUUUAAAUUUUGCUUCUUCAGUUCGGUUGACAGUUGUGGUGGAAGUGAAGGAGAAGGGGCUUCCUAAACGAUACAUCCCCUAUUGUACACCUCAUUAAAGUCUUUUACCUCUAAAGGGGACCUAGAAGUCAGUGGAUAUGAUUGUGAAAGUCAUAUCGCCCCUAUAAAAUAUUCGACAGAAAGCAACCUUUUCCUAUGCAAAUAUUCAUUGUCCUUUUAUAUCGGAUAUAUUAAACCACACACAUUUAAUAAAAAUCAAUUUUUCAAGUUAAUCA
Molecule: messenger RNA, 1094 nt
Organism: Meloidogyne enterolobii
Lineage: Eukaryota; Metazoa; Nematoda; Chromadorea; Rhabditida; Meloidogynidae
Source: the annotation of a GenBank genome assembly